AGCGCAAGUGUUUAUAAGCGGCACGAGGACGCCCAGACGCGGGAACAUGCCUGCGCUCGUCAACGUGCGUGUGCGCGUACCCGCGCCACCGCCGCUGCCGCUGCCGCCGCUGCCGCUGCUGCUGCUCCUGCUCCUCGCGGCUUCCGGCACCGGGAGCGGCCCCGUCGGGCCCCCCGGCUCGUCUCCCCCCGAGGAGCAUCCGAACCGCGGCGGCGGGUUCCGGGUGGUCCAGUGGGAGUGGAGCUACGUGCAGACCCCUUACGUCAUCGCCGUGUGGCUCCUGGUGGCCAGCGUGGCCAAAAUCGUGUUCCACUUUUCGCAGCGUUUCACCACUGUGGUUCCCGAGAGCUGCCUGUUAAUCCUGUUGGGUCUGGUCCUGGGCGGCCUGGUCCUUCUGGCCAAUGAGAAGCAGCUGUACCAGCUGGAGCCCGCCCUCUUCUUCCUGUUCCUGCUGCCGACCAUUGUGGGCGACGCCGGCUACUUCAUGCCCGCGCGCCUCUUCUUUGACAACCUGGGCGCCAUCCUCACGUACGCCGUGGCCGGAACGCUCUGGAACGCUUUCUGCACAGGAUUCGGACUGCACGCCGCAAACGUCAUGGGACUCAUCGACGAGCGCGUGCAGGCCGGCCUGAUGGACUUCCUGUUGUUCGGAGCGUUGAUCUCGGCCGUGGACCCGGUGGCCGUGUUGGCCGUCUUCGAGGAAGUUCACGUCAACGACACGCUCUUCAUCAUCGUCUUCGGAGAGUCGCUGCUCAAUGACGCCGUCACCGUGGUGUUGUACAAAGUUUAUAUUUCCUUUGUGGAAGUCGGAGUGGAGAACGUGCAGACGGCAGAUUACUUCAAAGGGAUCGCGUCCUUCCUGGUGGUCAGCGUGGGCGGGACCUUAGUGGGUCUGGUCUUCGCGGUCCUCCUGAGCUUCAUCACGCGCUUCACCAAAAAGGUUCGAAUCAUCGAGCCGCUCUUCGUCUUCCUGCUGGUCUACCUCGCCUACCUCACCGCCGAGCUCUUCUCCCUGUCUUCCAUCUUGUCAAUGACGUUCUGCGGCAUCGGCGCUAACAAGUACGUGGAGGCCAACAUCUCGCAGAAGUCUCGGACCACGGUCAAGUACACCAUGAAGACCCUGGCCAGCAUCGCCGAGACCCUCAUCUUCAUCUUCCUCGGCAUCUCCGCCGUGGACAAGUCCAAGUGGGCCUGGGACACGGGCCUAGUGGCCUGCACCCUCGUGUUCAUCUUCGUCUUCAGAGCCAUGGGCGUGGUGGGCCAGACUUGGGUCCUGAACCGGUUCCGUCUGGUGCCGCUGGAGAAGAUCGACCAGGUGGUGAUGUCGUACGGCGGCCUGCGGGGGGCGGUGGCCUUCGCUCUGGUGGUCCUGCUGGACGGCGAACACGUCAAGGCCAAAGACUACUUUGUGGCCACCACCAUCGUGGUCGUCUUCUUCACCGUUAUGUUCCAGGGUUUGACCAUCAAGCCGCUGGUCAAGUGGCUGAAAGUUCCUCGCUCCACCAGCAGGAAGCCCACCAUCAACGAGGAGAUUCAUGAGAGGGCGUUCGACCACAUCCUGACGGCGGUGGAGGACAUCGCCGGCCUUCAGGGCUACCACCACUGGAGGGACAAGUGGGAGCAGUUUGACAAGAAUCACCUGAGCAAGCUUCUGCUGAGGAAGUCGGUGUACAGGAAGAGCGAGCUGUGGGAGGCGUACCAGAAGAUCAACAUCCGAGACGCCAUCAGCGUCAUCGACCGGGGUGGAAACGUUCUGACCUCGGCCAGACUCUCGUUGCCCUCCAUGACCGGCAGGACCUCCUUUCCGGACGCCUCCGUCGCCAACUACCUGCGCGAGAACGGCAGCGGCGUGUGUUUGGACCUUCAGGUCAUCGAUAACGUUCCCGGUGCCAAAGUGGAGGAGGGCAUGGAGACUCAUCACGUCCUCGCAGAAAACCUCUACAAACCCCGCAGACGAUACCAGUCGCACUACAGUCGUCACUUCAUGCCGGCGGGCGAGAAGGAGCGGCAGGAUCGAGAAGUUUUCCAGAGGAACAUGAAGAGCCGCAUGGAGACCUUCAAGUCGGGACGACACAAGCGGCACAAGAAGGAGCGAAGCGUCAAGAAGCGCCGAGGGUCCGACUCCAAGGACGACGCCGGAGACGAGUGCAGAAGAAACGUCAGCCGGCAGGUCAAAGAUCCCGCGGCGGCUCCUCUGGGCUCGGAGGAGGGCGGAGAUCAAGGCGAGCGGUCAGACCCCGAGAAGGAGGAAGACGUCGGCAUCGUCUUCAUCGCCGUGAAACCGGAAACUCCCCAAAAACGUCCGCACUCAGUGGCGGUGACGACGGCGCCCCCCGGCGGCGACGCUCACCUCCCGUGGAAAGGCGGCGGCGUGCUGUGGCCGCCGCCCUGCGUGUCCCUGGAGGCCACCAAGGUGAUCCCGGUGGACCUCCAGCAGGCCUGGAACCAAAGCAUCUCGUCCCUGGAGAGCAUCUCCUCGCCGCCGCCGGGCCCCGCCGAGCCCGUCCACCCUCGCGUCGGCGCUCUGUCCCGGCGCCAGGCCCCCCGGCCCGUCUCUUACACGGCGCCGGCCGGCGGCGCGGCGGGAACGGGGUUGCCCGCGGCGCCCGACUCCUCGCGCGUCCCGCUUGAAAAGGACGAAGAGGAAGAGGAGGAGGACGAGAUGAUGCCGCUGGUGCCGUCUCUGAGGCCGCCGCCGCCGCCCUUGCCGUGCCCCGGCGCCGCCUCGGGGGUGGGGAGGAAGCCCCGCGUGUACCUGAGGAGUCUGGUGACGGCGCCCCCGCCCGGCCGAGGCCCCACUCAGCUGUGAGCGCCCGGCCGCGCUUCCUGUCUGCGGCGCGUGCGCCGUCUCCAAAGGUUUCCUCCGAUAGCGGCCUCCGCUCUAGCUGGCGCCGGCUGCACAGAUAAGCGCCGCACCGCAACGUGUUCCUCAAAACCAAACGUCUCGAAUUGCAAACCAAAAAAUGGAGCAGUCAAAAAGUCACCAGCCCGAUUUAAUGCAACCGACUGAUUAUGGAUUUUUAAAUGUUCAACGUUCGAAGCUUUAUUCCAAACCAAACCCUAAAGAAAGCUUUCUUGAAGCCUGACCCCUUCCGUCUUGCUGAAAUUGUGCGCGUGUGUUUUUGAUUUCCGGGCUGGUGAAUACUUGUUUUACAAAUAGGAUGUACGUGAACAGAACCGCAGCCUCGAUCUGGAAUAUCGCCGUCUUUGGCGGCGACGAGUCAAACGUUCCUCCGGUUGCUUCGAUCCAGCGACCCCGACCGGCGGGGAAGUGCUCCGACCCGUUCGGUGGGUUGCGCGUGUACCGGCUUGCAUCGGGCCCUCGUGUAAUGUCAUCGAAGCAAAAAGUCAUCUUCAAAAUAAAACAUUCCUUGAAAUGAAAAUGUUCCUGUGACUUUUGCUUUUUGCGGCUUCCUGUUUUUCUUUCUCACUGAUCCCGUUUUGCGCCGCCCGACUUUUUGAUUUGCGAUUUUUGCCGCAAACCUCUCAAGCAGGCGGGCUCCACGACGAGCGCGUCCUCAUUGGCUACUUCCUUUUUCAGUGGCAGUCAAUGACUGUCGAACGUAAAUUAACUUUUCAUAUAAAAAGCAUUUGUAAGAAAGCCGCGACUGUCUGUAACUGUGUCGUUAAAAGGCCCGCCCCCGCUCCCCGUAAACUAUAUGAGCAAAUAUCCAUUCAUCAACACGUUGAUUAGCAUAGCGGUGCCUCGGCAUACGAGUUGAAUUUGUGCCGGCACUUUGUAAAAACAUCCUUAAGUGGAACGUAAAGCAUGAAACACUUUGCGUAUCUUGAUUUGGUGCUGCAAUCCAAUUCAUUGUGCCGCCGAUGGGUUUGCGAGGGGCGUUGCCGGGCCGCGACACGCCCACGCACGCCGCCGACUUGCUGUAAUAAUCGGCAUUUUUCGUGGAGGAAAAGGAAGGAAUACGUGCCUGUGAGGAAUGCUAUAUUAUCUGUUUACAUGCGUUGCUCCACAGUUUGUAUUCACGUACCCGUUGCUCAAAUGGCUGUAAAGUUGUGAUUAUUGAUGCUAACGUUAGCAUGUCAAUGGCAUUUUCCAUUUUCCAAGCUAGCGAAAUGAAGAUGAAACUAAGAAGGCGUUUCACAAUCGCACAAUCGACACGGUCCGAAAAAAUGCCCCCAAAUUGCCAAUAUUGGACAAAUGACGCUAGCGUAUGGAAAUUGGGUGAAAGCUGGCCUGCAGGCUCACGGGCGGCCUCUAGUGGUCCAAGGCAAAAUUGUAAAAACAAAUGUUGUUUGGAGGUGAAACUCCUCCUUCACAUUCUGGGUUCUGUUUCACAAAGCAGGAUUAGCCGGAUCAGCUCAGUUUGAACCCGCAUCGAGUCAGAGCACGCGAGACACGCUAGCUCCGAGCCCCGUUGCCGCGGUAACAGGGGAACGUCGUCAAAACGCGAACGUGACGACGGAAGGAAAAAUGUCAGAGCAACGCAAACGAGCGAUCAACGUUUGGGAACCGAGGACACGAAUUGGUGGAAGUUUUGCCGGUGGAAUUCUUUGUAAAAUGGAACUUUUAAAUGUUGCAUUUGGAGAGGAGCCAACAAGGCCGACCGUCAAAUUGCGCCUGUCAAACAUUGACCCCAGAAUAUCCGUCACUUUACCACAUUGCAAUCAUCCAAUCAAGUCAAAGUCAGGACUUUCUGUCCGAGUCAAGAAAAAUACAGAGUCAUUGUUUGUUUUUAUUCUUGAAAAAUAGUCGCUAUUCCGCUCACAUUUUUGAUCUUAAAUCAGUACGACCAUCUUGUAAUAUUUGUUUUUCAUGAGCAAGUGAUUUUCCUCCAAAAUGCGACUUGAUUCUUGUCAUUUUUUUUCCUGCAAACUUUGUUCUCAAUAUUCAGGUUUUUCAAUCUUACUAUAAUCGUGUUAGUUAUUCUCGUAAUCGGCGAGUUCACAUUGAUGGGGAGAGUUGUUCCAUGCAGUCGUCGUCGUCAUCAGUUUUGCAACAGUUGAAAUGCUAGUUGAGCUUUCUUAAUAAAUGAAAUCGGCAUUUAAAAAUUGAUAUUGGUCUGAUAUUUACAUUUGUUUGAUGAUAUUAAACAUUUAAGUGGGGAAAGGAUUGUUGUUCAGGGGGCCAAUCUCUUUCGUCGAGCAGCGCAAUGUGUCCAUUUCUAGAUAUGCCAUAUCUCAUGACGAAUAUACACAGAUAUAUGUAAAUGCGUGUAUCAAAUGUUUAUAUACAAGGCAUGCUUUUGGUUGUGCAUUGUACACUAAUGCCAAUAAAGAUUCUGACUCUCAAUUGAAA
This is a messenger RNA of Phyllopteryx taeniolatus (common seadragon), 5257 nucleotides long. RefSeq names its product solute carrier family 9 member A5 (gene slc9a5). Gene Ontology annotation, molecular function: sodium:proton antiporter activity. The transcript has 16 exons. The record is from RefSeq and is a predicted model, not a curated record. Gene Ontology annotation, cellular component: membrane. Bases 47 to 2809 code for a protein of 920 amino acids. Lineage: Eukaryota; Metazoa; Chordata; Actinopteri; Syngnathiformes; Syngnathidae. Gene Ontology annotation, biological process: sodium ion transport; regulation of pH; proton transmembrane transport.